AUGAAUUCCAAUUACGGAAAAUCAAAUCCCCAAAAAUCAUCACCUUCCGUUUCUCUCAACAACUUCAAUUUCGAUCUUGAUCUCGGCAUCGGAUCCAAUCGAUCCAAAUCCCUAAAAGAUCAGAAAAACCCCAAUCCUUCCCAUUCCAAUUCCUAUUCAACUCCUUCAUAUUCAUCGGCGCAACCCAAAAAAACCGCAUGGACCCACCAACCCACUCAAACUCCGGCCGGGUUACCCGGUGCACCGCCGUCCAUGGUUGGAGACAUCUUCGGUAAGAGCUGGGGAUCUACUCAACCUUCUGGUCCUAGCAUUGGAAUCGUUAAUAAAAACCCUAAUCUAUUUGGGGAUUUGGUAACUUCUGCUUUGGGUCAAGGUUCCUCUUCUUCGAAUGUUCCUCUGAAAAACGCUACUCCAGUGUCUAAUAAAUCUUCUUUUUCAAUGUCAAACAUGGCGAGUUCUUUGCCGAAAAAUUCUAAUACGCCGCAAAGUGGUUCUACUUGGGGAUCAUCGUCUUCUGGGAGCUUUAAUUUGAAUGCUAAUCAAAAACCCAAUCUUGGCGUUGGUGUUGCUGCAUCUGGUAGUAGAAUUGGAAUUGGAAUUGGAACUGGAACUGGAACUGGAAUCAGUUCUAGUAACAAAGAUCCUUUUAGUUCAUUGGGUAGUUUUGGAUCUAAGACAUCUUCUAGUCUUAAUUCAGCUGCUAAACCUCAAAAGGUUGAUUCAGAAGAUGAUGGGUUUGGUGAUUUUCAGAAUGCUUCAAAACCAAGCUCUAAUGCGUUUCCAUCAAGUGGUGGUAGUGUUGGAAUUGAUGUUGAUUUUACUGGAUCUUCGGCUUUUUCGAAUAGGAGUCCUCCUGUUCAAGCUUCUUCAGGUGGUGGUGAUCCGAUGGAUAUGUUUUUCUCAUCUUCAACUGCUUCUUCUGGAGGUGGUGGUGCUACUGCUUCUGCUGCGGCAUCUUCGGAAAUUGAUGAUUGGGGUACUGAGUUUGGAGGUGGAAACCAUGAUGUGGGUGGAACAACUACUGAACUUGACGGGCUUCCACCUCCUCCUGCUGGGAUAUCGGGUUCUACAGCUAAAAGCAAAGGGAUGGAUAAUUACAAACAGGGACAAUUUGCUGAUGCUAUUAAAUGGCUUUCAUGGGCUCUUAUCCUUCUAGAGAAAGCUGGAGAUGGUGCUGGCACGGUGGAGGUUUUGUCAUGCAGAGCUUCUUGUUACAAAGAAGUUGGAGAGUAUAAAAAAGCAGUGGCGGAUUGUACACAGGUUAUUGGAAACAAUGGAAAAAAUGUAGCUGUCCUCGUGCAGCGUGCUCUCUUGUAUGAAAGUAUGGAAAAGUACAAACUUGGUGCUGAAGACCUGAGAACCGUGUUGAAGAUUGAUCCUACUAAUAGGGUUGCUAGAAGUACUGUUCACCGGCUGGCUAAGAUGGCUGAAUAG
Lathyrus sativus (Indian pea) is the source of this 1434-nucleotide messenger RNA. Lineage: Eukaryota; Viridiplantae; Streptophyta; Magnoliopsida; Fabales; Fabaceae. The record is from the annotation of a GenBank genome assembly.